Clonostachys rhizophaga is the source of this 648-nucleotide messenger RNA. The record is from the annotation of a GenBank genome assembly. Lineage: Eukaryota; Fungi; Ascomycota; Sordariomycetes; Hypocreales; Bionectriaceae.
AUGGCCUCUGCAUCUCUCCGCGAGUCUUUCAACUCCCUGGGCUGGAGUCGUCGUGACAAUGAGCCUGUCGCAACGGCUCCCCAACCCACCGGUUUCAUGGCGUCUAUCCGAAAUAUGAACCCGUUUGGAGAUUCAGGCUACAUGAGUUUACCCACAGCUGAGCCCGGAGCUCCUCUUCCAGCUCCCACACGCCGCGAGGAAGAAGAGGGCUGGUUCGCUCUGAGUCGAUGGGACCGCUUGAUGAUCUUUGCGGGCUGCAACCUUGGUGCCCUGGCAUGUUUCGUCAUAUGUUUUACCCUGUUUCCCGUGUUGGCGACGAUGGGACCGCGAAAAUUCGUGAUCUUGUGGUCUAUGGGUUCGGCGCUUUUCUUAGGUUCCUUUGCUGCUGUGAUGGGACCGAUGAAUUAUCUCUACCAUCUUUUCUCGGGUCCUCGAAUCCCGUUUACUGUAGCAUACUUUGGAUCCAUCAUCAUGACCAUGGUGUUUGCUAUCAAGUUGCACAGCACGAUCCUUACCUUACUGGCGGCUAUUGUUCAGAUUGUGUGUCUAGUUUGGUACUUGGUCAGUUAUUUCCCCAUGGGCUCAACUGGUCUCCGCUUCGCUACAUCAUACGGAGCAAGGCAGGCCACUGCCUGGAUGAGUGGUUGA